Leptopilina heterotoma is the source of this 3848-nucleotide messenger RNA. RefSeq lists its product as uncharacterized. Lineage: Eukaryota; Metazoa; Arthropoda; Insecta; Hymenoptera; Figitidae. The transcript has 3 exons. Bases 275 to 3118 code for a protein of 947 amino acids. The record is from RefSeq and is a predicted model, not a curated record. Gene Ontology annotation, cellular component: extrinsic component of mitochondrial inner membrane.
CACACUUGAUAUUCUGUGCUAACAAAACAAAAACGUCUGCCUUAUUUUACAGAGAAAUUUUUUUUACAAAUUUUCAUUGUAAUUUGUAAUAAAAAAGCGACUUUUUACCAUCGUAGAUAAAAAUAAAGUAAAGAUUCUCGUUUUGCCUAUUUACGAAACAGUAAAUUUAUCACUAAACCGUGCGAGCAGCAUGUAAUAAUUAGAAUUUCUUAUAUCCGAUUACAAUUUUCUAAAACUUGAAUUCCUGCGAUAGGAGUUUAGUGAAGAGAUAAAAAUGUCCAACAAUUUCUAUCCAAACAAUUGUCAUAUAUGCAAGAAAGCAACAAAUCUAAAGAGAUGCAGUCGCUGCAACAUGAUAUCGUACUGCGGCGAAGUCCAUCAAAAGGAACAUUGGGACAAGCACAAGGAGAUGUGUCGAAUAUUAACCGAAAUAACGCGACAAAAAAAGCUCACUCAUCUCUACGAGGAUUUACAGGGAUGCAAAUUAUUUCAAUGGAUUUCAGCACGCGAUGAAAUGAAGAAAAAAGUCUCCUCACUAUUGGGUCGUGGUCUCGAGAGUUACGAAAGAGAUAUGCUUCAAUAUCCCCGCUCAUGUUUCGAGUGUUUCGACACAAGACAAGAUAAUUUAAUAAAUUGCUCUCAAUGUCCAUUGGUCUCGACAUGUAAACGUCAUCCACGCUCCGCAUUGCACGAAAUCUGGUGCAGUGAAAUGAAAUAUUGCCACAGCGUUGACAAUGCUUUGGCGGAUUUUCAAGAGUCUUUGAAGCACAUACUUGGAUUGUUGUUCUAUCCACCGAGUUUCAAGAAACUACCAACGUCGACUCAGGAAUAUUUCGAUAAAGUUUUGAAACCCUAUCCGGAAUUAAACGACGAGGGUGUGAUUUACGCCUCGACGUUUGUUUACCUGCCCUUGACGAUUUUUGGAGCUUUGGAAAAAUUGAAUAAAACAUCAGCGAAAACAUUGAGAAUUUAUGUCGACGUUGUGGAUAAAAUUGAUCUCUUUCGAAUGUUUGGCGAGACUCUAUUUCACUUGAUGCCUGAAUUGGAGAAUUUAACCGUGAACACAAUAACUGGAAAAGUUUCCUGUGAAGAGGUGGCACUUUGCAAAAAAUGCAUCACAAAAAAGAAGAAACUAAUUCUCCAGCAAUUCACAAUGCAAUCAAUGACUAAAUUCAAUUACAAUUCGAUUGAUCUCGCGAUCUUUAAUAAACUAGAUCCACCCGAUACUCGAGACAAUAGAUUCAAUGUAUUCACCCAAUUUCGCGACGUUUGGAAUAAAUACUCCUGUCCAUUGGUUUUAACAUCAAAUACAAAAUUUGAAGCCGAACGUAUUAAAGAUGCAUAUUCAUUAUUUUGCCCCUAUCGAGGUAUUAUUUACGAAGGUAAAAAUAAUUUUUCCGGCAUAUGUCCGUUUAGAAUGUGGCAAGACUGGAUCAUUGGAAGACAAUCACAAUUUAUGUUAAUUUCCGAGCCGACGAUAAAUAUUCCGAAUGAAGACACUCCGACAACAUCGUAUGAAAUGGAUGGGUUUCAAGCUAGUGCAGAGAAAAUUUUUAAGAAAUUCAAUCCUGGCACUUGUCAUGUGUGUAAAUAUCAUAAUACAUCGACAAUGUGUACACGUUGUAAAAUGAUUUUCUACUGCGGCAAUAAUCAUAUGAGAAUGAAUCAAAUGGAUCAUAAGGAGAUGUGUAAAGUCAUAUUGGGAAUGAUGAAUGAAAAAGGAACACCGCAUCUUUUCGAUAAAUUACAAAAUACGAAUGAGGAAUUAUGGUUGGAUGCAAGGGUCAACUUUAUGAAACAGGCGAAAUUAAAAUUGAAUCGAGAAUUAUUGAAUUUUGAGAAGCAGAUAUUUUUGUUUCCAAAGACGUGCUUUGUUUGCCAUGAAAGCGAUUUGAGUGUGCUGAAAACAUGCGAAUGUAGUGUGAGUCUCUGCAAGCUUCACAGAGAGGACGUUGAACACAAAAAUCUCUGCAAAGAUUUUCAAUUGUAUUUAAAAAUGGAGAGCAAUAAGGAAAAACCAGCCGAACCAUUCACAAUAACAGCCGCAUUGAGAAGGAACAAAACUAAAACUCUCCCCUCAUCAAUUGGAAAAUUUAUGGAUCAAUAUUUCCUUCUAAAGAGUUAUAAUGAAGAAAGACAAAAAAUUAUUGUCUCCGAUCUCCUAACACGUCCACUAACAUUUGUCUAUGCCGUUGAAAAAUUGAAAUUUCAAGUACCAAAGGAAAUUUGCAUUCACAUCGUUGGCGCAACAUGCGAGGAAUUCGAUCACGUUGGCUAUUGGCAGACAUUAUUCUAUUGGUUCGGUAAAUUACAAUUUCUCCUCAUUGACUUUAUUGGCAACGAUAUUGUUGAAUAUGACGAGGUCUAUUUCAAAAGUCCCUACAAAUUACCCGAUUUCAGUCUCGAUGGAAAGCAAUUGAGUUUGAAUUCGUACAGAGGACGCUACGACGACUAUGUAAAGAGUAAAGUUUACUCAAAGCCGGAUAUUAUAAUUGGUUAUAAUUUGGGUUUACAUGAGAGUAAUUAUGAAAUUUCCGAUUCAACCUGGAAGGAGACGUUGAUGGUGAUUAGUGAAAUGAACGUACCGUUUAUUAUCACUGCACAAACGGAGAAACGAGGAAGAAAGGAGCACGAAAUGUUGUGUUCACUUUUGGGGAAGAAAAUUAAUUGGGAAAUUUCGGAGAAAAAUCCCUAUGGAAGUUUAAUUCCCGAGAGAGAUUUCGAAACGGAGAGAUUGUGCUAUUCGAAUAGUCAUGUGAUUGCCUAUAGGGAUUUUAAUGAAGUGCAUGAAGUGAAAAUUGCCGAGAGUGUGGAGGAGGCUUCAGCAACUUCAAAGGGGAAGAAGAAGAAAAAUAAGGGAGGAAAAGGUAAAAAUUCUGCCACGAAGGAAUGUCAAAUUGAGAAGGAAGCAAAGGAAAAAGAAGUAACAGAGCUGAAGAAAGAAGAGAAAAAAUGCGUCGAGGAUUUAGACAACAAGGCACAAGCUGUUGUUGUCAAUGAAGAAAUAGUGAAGGAGAAUGUACAACUACACGAGGAAAAUAAAGUACUUCAGGAGAAAUUAAAUCUUGUGCAGGAAAACGAUCGGCUUAAGGAUGAACUAAAAAAGCUUAAAAUUUAAAAUUAAGCAAAUUACUUGAAAAUCUUUAAGCGACAAAAGAUUUCAGUUUAUAUUUAGAAAUAUAUAAAUCUAAUUUUUACUUAUUGAAAAUUCAUUCUUAUCUAUCUGAAGUAAAAAACAAUAUUUUUAUUCACUAUUUUACAUACUAAGAUAAUGAAAAUUAUUUUUCACUUCAGAUAAUUUAAAAUUAAUCUCAAAAGAAUAACUUUUCCAAACAUAAACAAUUUUUAUUAACUAUUUUACAUGCUUAAAUAGUUAAUUAAAAUUGUUUUUCACUUUAGAUAAUUCAAAAUGAAUCUCGAAAGAAAAACUUUCCCAAACGCAAACAAUUCUUAUUAACUAUUUUACAUGCUAAAUAAUUAUUUAAAAUUGUUUUUCACUUCAAAUAAUUCAACAUGAAUCUCAAAAGAAAAACUUUACCAAACAAAUAUUUUCCAAACCUAUAUUUUUUUCCCCUGCCUAAGGUCUGCGUCACAUAUUUUGAAUUAAUUCCUUCCUUCUAAUUUGAAUCGUCAGAAAAUUUUCAUUUUUCUAUAUUUACAGAGUUUGUUAAAAUAUAUAGAAUCUAUUUUUUUUUUAUUUUUUGCGAAACAGUAUUUUUGGUUUAUUUUGUUAUAUUAACCAAGUUCUGAGUAUUAUGAAAAUACUUGUAAUUGUAAUUCAAGAAAGGGAAAACUUGAAUGUAUUAAGAAAACUUGUGUUCAAUAAAGUUAUAUACUUUCAUAAAAAA